UGUCCGAGUGUCCUGUAGCCGCGUCCAGCAUGCACUGCAGCCCUCUUAUAAACAUACGCGCAGUCUGCGGUACUUGUGCCCGCUGAGCUGCGCCGCUUUGAGGCGCACUUCAUCCCCACGGGGCUAAUCUAAUCUGAAGAGUGGGGAAAGUGCUGGAGGUUCAUCAUGGAGCUGGUCUCGGUUUGCGGCCCGGGAUCCUCUAAAGGAAAAGAUGAGUCUGACAGAGAAGAGGAGGAGGAGUCUGAUAGGGGGGGAGAAGAAGAGGAGUCGUCUGACAGAGGAGAAGAAGAAGAUGAGUCUGACAGGGGAGGAGAGGAAUAUGGUGAGCCACUGUGUAUGGAUCCAUUAGAAAAGGAAGAAAAAAGUGAAGAUGGAUCAAAACCUGACUGCUAUCAGGAGGCUGACAAGUCCUGCCCAACAAAAGCGAGUGGAGAAAAAUCACACAGAUGUGACGUGUGUGGAAAGACUUUUGCGCGGAUAGGUCAUUUUAAAACGCAUAAGCUGAUCCACACGGGAGUUAAACAGUUCAUAUGUGAGCUGUGUGGUAAGUCUUUCACUCGGAUGGGUCAGUUAAAAGCCCAUCAGGUGAUCCACACUGGAAUUAAAUUGUUCAGUUGUGACCUCUGUGAGAAGUCUUUUUAUCGAAUGGACAAUUUAAAAGCACAUCGACUCCUCCACAGUGGACUUAAACCAUACAAGUGUGAUGAGUGUGGGAAGAAUUUUCCCACCACGAAACAUCUCAGAACCCACAAAUACAUCCACACGGAAGUUAGGCCAUUUAGCUGUGAUCAGUGUGGAAAGGCUUUUAAAUUUAUGGGGGAGCUAAAAAGACAUCAUCUCAUCCACACUGGGGUUAAAGCAUUCAUCUGUGAUCAGUGUGGGAAGGCGUUUACUCGGAUGGGUGAGUUAAAAGCCCAUAAACUGAUUCACACUGGAGUUAAACUCUUCAGGUGUGACUUGUGUGGGAAGUCUUUUAUUCGGUUGGAUCACUUAAAAACACAUCAGCUUAUCCACACUGGAGUUAAGCUGUUCAGUUGUGACUUGUGUGGGAAGUCUUUUACACGAAUGGACAAUUUAAAGACACAUCAGCUCACCCACAGUGGACUUAAGCCCUACAGGUGUGAUCAGUGUGGGAAGGAUUUCACUUGUAAGGGAAAUCUGGUUACCCAUCAGCGCACCCACUCUGGAAGUAAACCAUACAACUGUGACUUUUGUGGAAAAGCUUUCAGUCUGCAGAAGACUCUGAGAACACACCAACGCAUGCACACCGGAGAGGAUGUUUACUGCUGUGAGCAGUGUGGGAAACCAUUUGUGCAGUACUCUCACUUAAAAGCUCAUGAAAUUACACACACUGAAGAUAGACCACACCGCUGUGACGAGUGUGGGAAAGCCUACAGACGUAUUAGUGAUCUGAGAGUCCAUCAGAGAAACCACACUGGGGAGAGACCAUACAAGUGUGACCAGUGUGAAAAGACUUUUAAGUCUUCAGAUGUCCUAAAACGGCACCAACAGAUCCACACCAGGGAGAGACCAUUUGAGUGCAGUCAGUGUGAGACCCAGGGCGGUGCAGAUGGAGCCAACACUCAGCCCUGUCAGCACUAUACCAUUGUUAAACCAUAUCAGUGUGACCAGUGUGGAAAAUCAUUCAGCAGUCAAAGAACCCUACAAAGACACCAACGGAUGCACACUGGACACAAACUGAACUACUGCAAAGAAUGUGGCAGAGGUUUUCCUACACCAAGCGCAUUAAAACGCCAUGAAGUGCUCCACAGUGGGGCUAAAAAGCACGUCUGUGACCAGUGUGGGACAUCAUUCUCCUCUGUGAAAAACCUAAGACAACAUAAACUAGCCCACGCUGAGGAAGCCAUUCAUAUCCAGACGCUGGGAGAAAAGCUUCUCGUCUUCACGUCGUCGUACACAUCAUGAACGUGGCUACAGACACCUGUGAUCACAGUCUGGGACGAGUUUCACAAUCACAAAUAAACUGUAUCACUGCGAGCAGCAAUAUUCACUUCUUCUCUAUGCAAACUUCAGUGUGACCAUGCAGAGCAGAAGAUCAUUUCAAAUCAUUCAUGAGAACACAGGACGACUCACAGUGCAGCUGAAAUGACAGGAAGACUGUGUUCUGGAUUCAGAGUCAGUCUAAAAAAGCAGAAUUCAGAUUUCAUCUUCAUAUGUCUUUGAUUUCUCUGCAGUCUGAUGAAGUAGCUUCUGGAGUGCUACAGUGAGACUGUUCAUUAGAUCAGUCUCUUUUAUUUUGUUUGAUAUUUUGUAGCAAGAUAUUUAAUCAGCUUUACUAUGAAAGUGGACCUAUUAUACUUCUUAUUUUCUGUCCUGUAUAUUCCAGCAGUGGGUACUCGCAGUAAACAUGGCCAAAGUUUCAGGUCAGCAUAUAUACAAGUAAUCCCUGUGAGCCAAACGCUUUAAGCACACUGCUUUAAACACUCAGUUUAGUUUUAUCUACUCUCAAACCUUCUGUUUGAGAAUGGCAGACAAUCAGAAGAAAGCUGGCUUAAAGGGGAAGGAGUGAAGGAAUGAAGGGGCUGCACCAAGGCCAAGAAGUGUUAAUAACACUGAAUAUAAUUGUAUUUGUAAAUGUGGAUUAUGCACCGCUGCUCUGCUAAAUUGUGAGGAUAAAAACGAGGCACUGAGCAGAACAGGAGAACCUGCUGUAAUGAAACAUAACUGAACUAAAACAUGCACUUUGCAUUGACUGAUGGAUACAUUGAAUGAAGAGUGUUUAAAAUCUGAAUGUACUUAAGAGCAGAAACACCAUAAAAUUUAAAUGGCACUCAAAUAAUUGAAUAGAAAUCAAUAAGCGAAUGCUAUGAUGCCAAAGAUGGCAGUUCUCCCAUUGGACCAUCGUAAUGACACGUUAUUGUUUGUUGUUGAGGGUUGAGUAUCAGUUUUUAAUAGUCAGAAUUCAGUAAAUACAUGCUGGAAAACAUGGCAGGCGUGUUAAAUUUACAGUUGAUGAAGUCCAGUGUGAGUGACCAAUCAGUUAGCUUCAGGACAAUAAGCCGUUUCAUUAUGAGCUUUCUAUGAGAACUAGAAAUACGAAGAAACUAUGGAAAUACUACAGUUUGUGUAUAUUUUAUGUGUCUCAAGGAAGCUUUUUGAUUUACAACAGACAUCUGUUGGGGAUAAAUAGCUUAUGUUACUGUCAGUUGUCAUUGCUGCUAAAUUUAUAUGUUGUAACUAUUUAAAUGUUGGUCAGAUCAGUGCGGUGUUCUUCACUUUGAGAGGGGUUGAUUUCUCAUGUCUUUGUAACAAUAUAGAUGAUGUAGUGAGGAAGUGGGAGGUGUAACAGUGUUGUUACAUGUAGUAAUGAGCUCACAUUUGUUUUUGUUUUUUUGGAAACAAAUCUUUAAGAAAAAAAUGAUGCUUUGUCUUACUGAGCCAUCAGCAGAGGACGGGUCACCUUUUUGGCUUUUUAGCUGGAGACUGGGAGGGCUGAAGGUUCAUUUAACUAUGAAGGAAGUAAACAAAACUACAAAUAAAUGUAAUUGUAUGUCAUAAUGCACUAACUCCUUCCGGUCUCCAUCUAAAACAAAGAAACAUAUAAUGCUGGGUUCAGACAUGGCAGCAGGAUCAUGAUCCGAUGUGGAUGAUGGAGGGCGUCAAUUAGAGUUGAGACCAAAAAUUUUAUUUUACAGGUCUGUUGAUGAUUUUAUCUGACGUAGCAAGUGUCGUAAAGGAGAGAAAUAAAUGCUGCAUCUGGGACUCUUCACAGCAUCCCAACACAGAGAUGAGUUUGUUGGGUUUUGUUAUUGCACAGUGGUUCCCUGAUCAGUACAGAACUCUCAUCUAGCUGUCGAGCUUUUUAUUUCUGCUGCUCAGCUGCUGUGAACAUGGUCAAACUAAACUUUAAAAUGGAGCAGGCAAGCAGUGCCGCAUGCUGAUUCAGUUGACAUAAAGAGGAGAUUUUGGAGCUUCUUUCAGGUCAGGAAGAUGAAGGCUAUUAUUUGCCACU
Molecule: messenger RNA, 3973 nt
Organism: Archocentrus centrarchus (flier cichlid)
Lineage: Eukaryota; Metazoa; Chordata; Actinopteri; Cichliformes; Cichlidae
Product: zinc finger protein 708-like
Exons: 4
Coding region: 166-1926 (586 amino acids)
Biological process (GO): regulation of gene expression
Cellular component (GO): nucleus
Source: RefSeq, a predicted model, not a curated record